Messenger RNA from Guyanagaster necrorhizus, 659 nucleotides. RefSeq names its product GAF domain-like protein. NCBI's taxonomy places the organism in Eukaryota, Fungi, Basidiomycota, Agaricomycetes, Agaricales, Physalacriaceae. The coding region runs from base 54 to 659 and encodes 201 amino acids. The transcript has 4 exons. Gene Ontology annotation, molecular function: L-methionine (R)-S-oxide reductase activity. Gene Ontology annotation, cellular component: cytosol. The record is from RefSeq and is a predicted model, not a curated record.
GCAAUCAUAAACCUUGCAAUUGCCACAUAGCUUUUCUCUAUAUACUACCACCAAUGCCUCACGCCGAUACGUCUUUGGUCCCGGAAAGCAUCACAACAAAAUCUGAGUUUUGGGCUCAUGUUCACAUCCAACUCGAAGUUCUCCUUGAAGGGCAGACCAGCUGGGUAUCUAAUUUAGCCAACACUUCGUCCCUUGUGUUCAAUUCACUCCUUGCGUUCCCCGCGCACUUUGGCAAAGAUGAUGAUAGAGCAGUGAAUUGGUGUGGGUUUUACUUGGAUUCGCCACUAUUCCCUCCGUCGGUCAAUCAGGCCUCGAAACCAACAAGCAGCAGACUUCUUCUGGGCCCCUUCUGCGGGAAGCCUGCCUGUCAAUUCAUCAAUGUCUCUCCAGGCAAGACACGCGGCGUCUGCGCAGACGCCUUCCUCAAACAAAAAACCGUACUCGUCCCAAACGUUGACGAGUACCCAGGCCAUAUUGCUUGUGACGGUGAAACCAAAAGCGAGAUCGUAUGUCCUUUGAUCAUCAGAAAAGAAGACGGAGAGGAGAAAGUUAUUGGCGUAUUUGAUCUUGACUGUCUAGCUUUGAAUGGCUUUGACGAGGACGAUAGAGUGGGUUUGGAAAAGAUCGUUACCCUCGUUAUUAAUAACUGCCAAUGGUGA